This is a messenger RNA of Phialemonium atrogriseum, 4263 nucleotides long. Its product is annotated as vacuolar protein sorting-associated protein 1. Gene Ontology annotation, cellular component: membrane; microtubule; cytoplasm. The transcript is spliced from 12 exons. Gene Ontology annotation, molecular function: microtubule binding; GTP binding; GTPase activity. NCBI's taxonomy places the organism in Eukaryota, Fungi, Ascomycota, Sordariomycetes, Cephalothecales, Cephalothecaceae. The record is from RefSeq and is a predicted model, not a curated record. The coding region runs from base 1 to 4263 and encodes 1420 amino acids.
AUGAACAACAGCUACAGCGAAUUAGAGCCUGUUUCGGGCGUUCUAGUCGUCGCGGUGGCAGACCAAAAUCCCCGACGUCAGCUAUAUACCCCAUCCACCUCCGACAACCCAUCCACUCCAUCCACUCCAGCCACUCCGCAACCCCCCGAACCUUCUCCCAACACCGACCUCUCAGCAGCAAACAUCGUUCCCCCCACCACUUCCCCGCAGAACCCAGAGAUUCAGACGUCGCCCUCGAGCAACCAGCCCCCAAGCCACUCCGGUCUUCCAGAUCCCUCCCUUCGACAACCCCGUCAGCUCCUGGGAAGAAGACAGCGAGCGGCCUUUGACGACGAAGCAGGAGUGGAGGCUGGAGCUUCUACGAGCUCCGCCGCCGCGAAUCCUUCCACCUCUGAGCACCGCCCCAAACGCAGACGCGCCACGAGAAUGCUAGCAGACACCGAUGGCCAGGAGUCCUCGAACGGGGCCGCCCCGGUGGUAUCAAACGGUUCCCUGGACCCACAAGCCCCGGCCACGGCCUCGAAUGGCACGCACAAGACCAUUUCCGACUCGCUGAACGGCUCUUCGCAGAACGGGAAGGAACCGGAGAGGCCGCGGCCUACAACGUAUCUGGGCCAUGACAGGGGAGAGGUUACUCGGCUAUUGAUACAGGCCCUGGCCGAUAUGGGCUAUCACUCAGCGGCAGAAAGUGUGAGCCUCGAUAGUGGCUUCAAGCUGGAGAGCCACACGGUGGCAGCGUUCCGAAAGGCGGUUCUCGAGGGAUCCUGGGCGCGAGCCGAGGAGCUGCUGGCAAGCGCGGACCCGGUCGGAGAGCGGCAGCAAACCGGCGACGGCCUGCUGCUUUCCCCGGGCGCCGAUCGCAACCUCAUGCGGUUCUGGUUGAGGCAGCAGAAGUUUCUGGAGCUGCUCGAGCAGCGGGAGACGGCGCGGGCGCUCUUGGUGCUGCGCAAUGAGUUGACGCCGCUCUGCCAGGAACAUCAGAAGCUCCAUUUCCUCUCCAGCCUCCUCAUGUGUCAGUCUACCGAGGACCUUAAGACCAAGGCUGAAUGGGACGGAGCAUACGGCCGGUCGCGGCAGACGCUGUUGUCAGAACUCUCGAGAUGCAUCUCGCCAUCGGUUAUGCUUCCGGAGCAUCGGCUUGCAGUUCUGCUCCAGCAGGUCAAGGAAGGUCAAAUUAGUAACUGUUUAUACCACACCAGUGCGGAACCGCCGUCGCUGUAUUCCGACCACAGCUGUGACCGAAGUCACUUUCCAUCAGAAGCUAUUGUCGAGCUGGACAAGCAUUCGGGCGAGGUGUGGCAGGUAUUGUUUUCUCAUGAUGGCACCCGAAUGGCAAGUUGUGGCACGGACCGUUUUGUCAUUAUCUGGGAUGUGCCGUCGUUCGAGGUCCUUCACCGGCUGGAUGGGCACGAUGGCGGCGUGGGUAAUAUUGCAUGGAGUCCCGACGACACCAUGAUCGACGGAACCUUUAUCAGAUCGUCGGAGCGAUUCGACGAGCCAGUAAGCAGCUGUGUCUGGGCUGCCGACUGCCGUUCCUUCAUCACCGGUUCCUUCGACAAGGACAGGGCUAUCUGUCAAUGGAAUCUCGAGGGGCAGAAGCUCUUUACCUGGACCAAAAAACACAGGACAGAAGAUUUGGCCGUCUCCCCUGACGGCCAAUGGCUAGUUGCGAUGGAUGAGCAGUGCCGCGUCCACGUCUACAAUUUCGUUACGCGCGAUCUCGAAUACGAAAUGGAGCUCAAGGCCCGGCCGACAUCCGUCAGCAUUAGCCAGGAUUCCAGAUUCCUCCUCGUUAACCAAGUUGAUGGAGAGGCACAGCUGAUCGAGAUUGCAAGCCGGGACCCCGUACAGAAAUACACCGGGCACACGGGGGGCGAGUAUCUCAUCCGCAGCGCCUUCGGUGGCGCAAACGAAAGUUUUGUAAUCAGUGGCAGCGAAGAUGGUCACCUUUCUGUGUGGCACAAAUCUACGGGGAUCCCGGUGCAGAUGCUCGCUGCACACCUUCCCAGGUGUAAUGCCGUAUGCUGGAAUCCCACCGACCCUUGCAUGAUCGCAUCUUGCGGAGACGACGGCAAGAUAAAGAUACUACAACAGAACCGCGAGUGGCGGCAGAAAACCGGCACUAUGACGGCCGACAAUCCAGCAUCGGGGUCGCUGGUCACCCCGGGAGGCAUCUCGGAUCCCGCACUCAUCAAGCUCGUCAACAAGCUCCAAGACGUCUUCGCAACCGUUGGAGUCAACAACCCUAUUGAUCUCCCCCAGAUCGCCGUCGUCGGCAGUCAGUCGAGCGGCAAGAGCUCCGUGCUAGAGAACAUCGUCGGUAGAGACUUUUUGCCACGAGGAUCGGGCAUCGUAACAAGGCGGCCGCUCGUACUCCAGCUCAUCAACCGGCCUGCGACAUCCGAGCCCAACGGCGUCGACAAGGAUUUUGCGAACAGCACCGAUAAAGGCACGAGCAGCACCGACAAGGGCGCGAACGCCGAUGAAUGGGGCGAGUUCCUGCACAUCCCGGGCCAGAAGUUCUUCGACUUCCACAAGAUUCGAGAUGAGAUUAGCAGGGAGACAGAGGCGAAGGUUGGCCGCAAUAUGGGCAUCUCUCCCGCCCCCAUCAACCUCCGAAUUUACUCGCCGAACGUCCUGACCUUGACUCUCGUCGAUCUUCCCGGCCUGACGAAGGUGCCAGUUGGUGACCAGCCGCGGGAUAUCGAAAGGCAAAUCAAGGAUAUGGUGUUGAAGUACAUUCAAAAAUCGAACGCUAUCAUCCUAGCCGUCACCGCCGCGAACAUUGACUUGGCGAACUCGGACGGUCUGAAGUUGGCGCGAGAGGUUGACCCUGAGGGCCAGCGGACGAUCGGUGUCCUGACAAAGGUUGAUCUCAUGGACGACGGCACUGAUGUGGUCGAUAUUCUCGCGGGGCGCAUCAUCCCCCUGAGGCUGGGAUACGUGCCGGUCGUGAACCGUGGCCAGCGCGAUAUCGACAACAGGAAGCCGAUCAACCUGGCGCUCGAGGGGGAGAAGAACUUCUUUGAGAACCAUAAAGCCUACCGGAACAAGAGCUCAUACUGCGGCACUCCCUAUCUGGCACGGAAGCUCAACUUGAUCCUGAUGAUGCAUAUCAAGCAAACAUUGCCAGAUAUCAAGGGCCGUAUCUCCAGCUCCCUCCAGAAGUAUUCCGUCGAGUUGGAUAGCCUAGGGCCGUCGCUGCUCGGCAACAGUGCCAACAUAGUCUUGAACAUCAUUACCGAGUUCACUAACGAGUGGCGGACGGUCUUGGACGGCAACAACACCGAAUUGUCGAGUACGGAGCUGUCAGGAGGCGCCAGAAUCAGCUUUGUGUUCCACGAGCUGUACUCGAAUGGCGUCAAGGCGGUAGAUCCUUUCGAUCAGGUCAAGGAUGUCGAUAUCCGAACCAUACUCUACAACUCGUCUGGUUCCUCUCCCGCCCUCUUCGUUGGCACCACCGCUUUCGAACUCAUCGUCAAGCAACAAAUCAAGCGGCUCGAAGAGCCCAGCUUGAAGUGUGUCUCGCUCGUCUACGACGAGUUGGUCCGUAUCCUCACCCAGCUCCUUGGCAAGCACCUGUACCGCCGGUACCCACAGCUCAAGGAGAAGAUCCACGGGGUAGUGAUUUCCUUCUUCAAGAAGGCCAUGGAGCCCACCAACAAGCUCGUUCGAGAUCUUGUUGCCAUGGAGGCCUGCUAUAUUAACACUGGCCACCCCGAUUUCCUCAACGGGCAUCGUGCCAUGGCCAUAGUCAACGAGAAACAUAACCCGCCAAAGCCGAUCCAGGUCGACCCCAAGACGGGCAAGCCCCUUGCGUCGCCUGUGCGAGCAGUCAGCCCCACGCUGACCGCCGAGGGCAAUCUCGGAGAGCCUAACGGCGGCUUCUUCGGCAGCUUCUUCGCUGCAAAGAACAAGAAGAAGGCAGCCGCUAUGGAUGCGCCACCGCCCACCCUCAAAGCUUCCGGAACUCUCUCCGAGCGCGAAGGGGUUGAGGUCGAGGUUAUCAAGCUGCUCAUCCAAUCAUACUACAACAUCGUCAAGAGAACCAUGAUCGACAUGGUGCCAAAGGCGAUCAUGCUUACCCUUGUCCAGUUCACAAAGGACGAGAUGCAGAGGGAACUCCUGGAGAACAUGUACCGGACGAACGAGCUCGACGACCUCCUCAAGGAGAGCGACUACACCAUCCGCCGGAGGAAAGAGUGCCAGCAAAUGGUCGAAUCCCUGUCCAAAGCCAGCGAGAUUGUCAGCCAAGUCCAGUAG